This is a messenger RNA of Xenopus tropicalis (tropical clawed frog), 731 nucleotides long. RefSeq names its product histone H2B 1.1. NCBI's taxonomy places the organism in Eukaryota, Metazoa, Chordata, Amphibia, Anura, Pipidae. The transcript has a single exon. The record is from RefSeq and is a predicted model, not a curated record. The coding region runs from base 70 to 450 and encodes 126 amino acids.
AAAAGCAGCAGCCCGGGAGGCGGAGGGAACAGUUUUCUCGUUUAUCGGAAAGCGUAAGGAUAGUUGAGCAUGCCUGAACCAGCCAAAUCCGCUCCAGCCGCGAAGAAAGGCUCCAAGAAAGCGGUGACCAAAACCCAGAAGAAAGAUGGGAAGAAGCGCAGGAAGACAAGGAAGGAGAGUUACGCCAUUUACGUGUACAAGGUGCUGAAGCAGGUGCACCCCGAUACCGGCAUCUCCUCCAAGGCCAUGAGCAUCAUGAACUCCUUUGUCAACGAUGUGUUUGAGCGCAUCGCAGGGGAAGCCUCCCGCCUGGCUCAUUACAACAAGCGCUCCACCAUCACCUCCCGGGAGAUCCAGACCGCGGUCCGCCUGCUGCUGCCUGGGGAGCUGGCCAAACACGCCGUGUCCGAGGGCACCAAGGCUGUCACCAAGUACACCAGCGCCAAGUAACUGCUGCCCCAUCUCCUGCCCUACUCCCGGCAACACAAAGGCUCUUCUAAGGGCCCCCACCCCCUCCCUAUAAGAUCUGUAACUGGUUAGUAUAAAGGCGCCGCACUAUCUGUAUAGGGAACACAAUACCCGUACGACUCAGGCCUCAGUGGCGCCGCCCUGGGCUGUAGUUAUUCCCGUCUCUUCUUGCAGGAAUACCCGGCACUCUAGUCUAUAGAUCGUAUCUCAAGGUGAAGUGAAGUCGCUGUAUUUGUAUCGGACAAACGAGCGCUGUGAUACUU